UGCUGUUUGUGUCUUUGACCCAGUUUGACCCAGUCACAGACUCACAAAUACACAAAUCAACUGAACGAGACAAAUUAAGUUCCAGAAAUUAGAAAUAAAGUGUGUUAGUCAGAACUUCAGGUGAGGAGGAGAUCCUCCAGGUGACCCAUCAUCUCCAUGAACAACAAAGUCCUUCAUGCUGGACACACAGCACCAAGUUUUUGUCAGUUGAUCAUUUUCAAAAGUCCAGUUUAUGUCCUCCUUCAUCAAUUUAAUCUGAUCUUUAAUGUGAUUACAUUUCUACCUCACAAAGUAAAACCAAGUCUUAGUUAAUUCAGACAUCCUGAGAUCAGUUUAGCUUUCUAUCUCGGCUUUCAUCUGGUUUUAGUCUGGUUUUAAGAUUGUAUUGAUUACUUUUAAGGUUCUUGAAGGACUUGCUCCAAGCUACAUUUCAGAGUUUUUAGUAUCUUAUGAUCCGACUCACAGCCUCGGAUCCUCUGGUGAAGUCCAACAUUCAGACCGGAAGUACACAAGAAUACAGAGUUCGCGGUUUAGAGAAAGACAGACAGAAUAGAUGAUCGUCUUUUUAUCGGCUUAUUUUCUGGAGACAUUCUGAGACAUUUGGGUGGAAUGAGGAUUUUAUUUUGAAAGACCAAUCCGGAAGUUGUCUUCUUUCAGGGUCAGUUAUAUUGAGGCUUUUAAUGAUAUAUUCAAAAGAUCCAGGGUUGAUGGAGAGGAUCUCAUUUCCUUAUUUAGGGUUUUUUUUUUUGUUGAUAAAUGUGAGAUAAGAAAAACUUUAUUUAUCCCUGUCAGACCAAAGUGACACAUUUAUACGUACACACUGUAGUGAAAGUAAAAUGAUGAAGACUGUUUACUCUGACUGAUCAGUUUAAAGGAGCAUUUCCAUUUUCAACAUCUCUAAAUCCUCAUUUUUCUGCAAACUGGACCUUUAAAGACAACAGGUUCAUGUGGGACCAGAACCAGAUCCACAGCAGCUCAGAACUAGGAGCCCAGAACACAGCUGCUCACUUUUACCCCCCUUUGUUUGGACUCUCUCUGCCCUCUGGUGGUGAGUGUUUGUCAAAGAAUAAAAAAAUAAGAAUAAACAGAAAUUUAUUUCAGAAACAGAAACCUUUGACACCCCUCCCCUCUCCACCUCUCCUCUCCCUCAUCUCCUUUCCUCUCUCUCCUCUCCUCUCCUCUCUCCCUCUCUCUCAUCUCCUUUCCUCUCCUCCCCCUUCCUUUCCUCUCCUUUCUUCUCCCCUCUCCCCCCUUUCUUUUUUCCUCCUCUCUCCUCCCCUCUCUUUUCCUCUCCUCUCCCAACUUCUCUCUCUUCUCCUCUCCUCUCUCUCAUCUCUUCUCCUCUCCUCCCCCCUCCUCCUUUCCUUUCCUCUCCCCUCUCCUUCUCUCUCCUCUCCUUUACUCCUUUUUUCUCCACUCUCCUCCUCUCCCCUGUCCUCUCUCCUCCUCUCCUCUCCCUCUCUCCCCCUCUCUCCUCUCCUCUCCCCUGAACUCUAACAGACCUGCUGUGACCACAGAGCUCUUUUUAUUUUGCUGAUGUUGUUUCGUUCUUCUCCUCCCGUUCUUCACAGACGGCUGUCUCCUGCUGACCCCGCCCCUCCCUCUCGCUCCUCCUUCUCUGCUCCGCCUCCACCAGGCUGAAGAAGUCCUUCUCUGUCCAGGUGAUCAGCUGAUGCGGACUGUCGUCUCCCACCUCCGGCCCCCCCUCCUCCUCUCGGCUCUGCUCGGAGCGACUCCUCUCCUUCAGACGGAUCUCCCUCUGCCGGGCCUCCAGGAUCUUCUCUCUCUUGGUCUCUCGCUCAAACAUCGCAGCCAGAAGACUCUUGUCAUUCUUCUGCAGAGUGGACAGUCCUGAACACACCUCCAACAGCGUUGCCCCGCCCCCCUGAGAGCCGCACGCCAACAGACGCCCGUUAUCCUGGAGACAGAGGCUGUACAGGGGGUCAUCACACACCUUCAGGCUCAGUGUGGGGUCGUUCUGUUUGAACAGGAUGUCCCAAAUGUCCAAAGUUCCAUCCAUCUUAACUGUAAAGAAGACUGGUGGACGGACGGGACUCCAGCAGGCGUUGGACAGGUAGGAUUUUUGAUACCUGGUCCACAUGAUGGAAGACUCCUUGAUGUCCUCAGACCAGAUGCGAGCGGUCCAGUCCCCAACGGUUAGGAAGUUCUUGGGGAAGAAGGGGUUCCUCUGCAGGGCGUAGACUGGUCCGUGGUGUCCCUCGUAGGUACAGACCAUCUUCUCAGCCGGAGUCUUCGCCUUCCUGUUACAGGAGACAACGAGACCCUGUUCUGUUCCCACCAUGAACUUAGUGGGCAUGGUGGGCUCAAACUCUAAGGAGACCGCUCCAAAAGCUCGAUCUAGGUUCCCCUCCCGGCAUGGGUCCAGGACCAGCUGGUCUGUAGGUUCGCUCAGCCUGCGGACGUCCCACCACAGCACCUGUCCAUCAGUGGACGCGGAGAAGGCAUCUGUCCCAGUCUUGGACUGAAGCCAGAGGAUCUUGUAGACCAGAUCUCGGUGGCUCUGCUCCACAGAGGACACUUCCACUGGUGUCCCUCCUCUGCGGGUGUCCCAGUACACGAUCUGUCCGUUGUAGCUGCCCCCCACCAGGGUGUGGGGGUCUUUGGGGUUGUAGUCCAGGCAAACCAGAGGGGAGGCCGGCUUCAGGGUCAGCUCAGGUUUGUUGGGGUUCUCGAUGUCCCAGAUGUAGGAGUCCAGACUCAAGCCUCUGCAGCUCUUCUGGAACUCCAGGCAGGAGUAAGCGGCCGCCAGUUUCCUCGCGCCAUCAGGAUGCCAGGACAGGUCUGUGAUGGUUCUCCUCAGCUCGUUUGGAUCGCUGAAGACAUUGAUGGUCUUGGCAGACGGCGGCUCCUGGUUCUCCUCCACCUCGUCCUCGUCCUCAAAGUACUCCCGGUAGAUGUCCACGGCGUUGUUCUGUCGGAUGCAGUGCUCCAUGAUGCUGCCCAGCUGUAGGACACUGUUGAUGUAGACCUCAUCCUUCUCCACCUUCUUCCUGAAGCGGAUGGUCUGCUCCAUCUCCUGAGGGUUGAUGUCUUUAGGCCACCCCCCUUCCAGGUGGUUUAUUCCACGGCUCUCCGACUCAAAGCGCUCCGUGUUCACCUGGUGCUCGGACAUGUCCCUGCUGGCCUGCAUGGCCUGGUCUCGGCGGGUUUUCUGGAUGAACUGCAGGGCCAGGUUCGGGUCUGGAGAAACAUCCACCAGGAGCUCAGCGGGCCGGUCCGAGAAGAGACACUGUCGGCCGAACUCACUCCGGAGCUUCGUGUAGACGUGGACGAUCUCCAUCCGGAGAAAGGCCGGUAAAAAGGCGGACUGUGACCCGGAGAAAGGCCGGUAAAAAGGCGGACUGUGACCCGGAGAAAGGCCGGUAAAAAGGCGGACUGUAGGUUGAGAUCUUGUCUGGUGGAAAAAGCUGAAACAUUGACUCAAAUCCACAGGAGGAUUUCAAGUUUGUUGUUUCCUAGUAACGGCUUGGCGCUUUGAAUGAACUGUAUCCUAGCAACCGUGACGUCUUCUUCUUCUUCUUCUUUGUUUGCAUCCAAUAGUUGCAUUGUUGCCUCCUGCUGGAUCUUCACAGCACUACAUAGUUAUAUCCUUUGUAUCAAUCUUGUGGUUAGUGAUUUAUUUAUUUAUUUAUUUAUUUUUAUUGAACAAGACAGACAGUACAAUCAACGAGAAACACAUCACAACAACAACGACAAAAACAGAAAACAAAACACAGACAUACAACAGCCAGAGGACUUACAGUUCAAUGGUACAGUAUUUCUUCAUUAUAGAGUAAGUUUUGGUAGCUUUCUUGUUCUUAAUAUCCUUGAUCGUGGCAGCAUAACGGAGCAGUUCAUUUUUGAAGGGUGCAAUGUUUGGCUUAGAUUUGGCCAAUUUGUUUUUGUGGAUAUGGAAUUUCCCCAAGCUCAAGAUCAGCUGACAGAAAAAGCACAGAUCUUUGUCCUGGUCAUCAUAAUAAAUAAAAAUAUGUUUGUCCUGGAAACUGAUCGUUCUUCCUGUUUUCUCGUGCACAAAUUGUUGGACAUCAAUCCAAAAGGUUUUACUGUAGGUACAAUGAUAAAAUAAAUGAGAGAUGGUUUCAUCUUCAAGUCCACAGAAAUCACAUAAAUAUUCAAUGUCCAGUUUGAAUCUUCCAAGAGUUUUCUUUGCAGGGUAAAUCUGAUGUAAUAUUUUAAAAGAGACUUCUUUGACCUUGUUAUUGAGACAGAAUUUUUCACCAACCAGCCAUGCAUUACUCCAGUUAAUUUCUCCCAAUUGUACAGACCAGUUAGUUUGACCUCUAGGCAGUGUCUUUGGUUGUAGGCAGCUUCUCAACAGUCUACUCGAGCAGGCUCUUGCAGCCGUUCUUUCAGACCCUUUAAGAAGUUGUAGCACCCCCUGAGGUAAUGCAUCAAAAACCACUGCAUAUUGUUUUAGGGUGACUGGGAGUUGAAAUUUUAACAUAAAUUCUUCAUAAGAAAGUAAAAAGCCAUGGUCGUUAAGAAGUUGGUCGACUAGUAAAAUGUUGUGCUCCAUCCAGUCCUUGUAAAACAGUGAUCGGUUUUUGUAAACGAUGUCUUCAUUGUUCCAAAUAUAAUAGCUGGUUGGUGAGAAAUUAUGUUUGUAGAUCAGUUUCCAGGACAGCAAGGCUUGUUUGUGAAGGUUAGAGAGUUUAACAGGAAGCUUCUCAAUUUUGUAAUUACAUUUCAACAUAAAGCGUAUACCACCAAGUGAGUUGAAUACAUGUGUAGCAAAGGAGUUCCAGAGGUUGUUCUUCUCUCUACAUAACUUACUCAGCCAGUUGAUCUUGAAAGAGUGAUUCAAUAUUUCGAAGGUUAGCACAUCCAAACCACCAUCCCUCUUGGUAUUACAUAGAAUAUCUUUUUUUAAAUAAUGGCGUCUGUUCUUCCAGAUAAACUUGAAUAAGAUUUGAUCUAAUUUCUUGGAGACUACAGCAGGCAUUUCUAGUGCUAGUGAUCGAUAUACAGAUCUUGAUAUUCCUUCCGCUUUGGAUAACAGAAUCCGUCCGUGUAAAGAUAGAUCCCUCACUAACCACAUAUUGAAUUUUCUUUGUAUCUGUUGAGUUAUUGGUUCAAAGUUUAACUCAGAGCGCCUCUUCUCAUUUUUGUCAAGUACAACACCCAAAUAUGUCACAGUUUGUUUAAUGGGAAUACCAUUUAAUUCUGCCAGAUCACAGUGUUUGAGGAGAAAAAGCAUAGAUUUAUUAAGGUUCAUUGUCAGCCCAGAAACCUCUGAAAACUCUCUGAUACACUGCACAGCUUCGACAAGUUCAUUUUGGUUGGACAAAAAAAUAGCUGUAUCAUCCGCUAACUGAGCUAGUUUGAAUUCUCUACCUACGGCUGUCACACCCUGAAAGUUGCUUUUUUUAAUAUGUGUUUCCAUAACCUGUGUAACCAGCAAAAACAAAAAAGGGCUUAGGGGACAACCUUGUCUGAUUCCACGACCAAUAUUAAAUCUGGGUGUUGUGCCAUUUGUUAUCUUAAUUAAGUGUUUGAACUGCCCUCAAAAACCUAUUUCCAAAACCAAAACAUCGAAUAACUUUAAACAUAAACUGGUGAUUGACUGUAUCAAAUGCUUUAUAGAAGUCCACAAACAGAAUAAAACUAUCAUCAGGUAUAAAUUCAUUAUAGUCUAUCAUAUCCAGAAUCAGACGAAUAUUAUUGACAAUAUUCCUCCCUGGCAUAAACCCAGAUUGCUCCUCAUCUAUAAUAUCAUCUAAUCCUAUUUUCAAUCUUUUAGCAAAGAUGAGAGCAAACAGCUUUGCAUCAUUAUUCAAUAAACUGAUCGGUCUCCAGUUUUCAAUGUUUAAUUCAUCUUUUUUUGGUUUUGGAAUUAGUUUUAUCAGUCCCUGUCUUAAAGUGUGGGGGAGUUCUUCCUUGUCUAAAGCCUCUUCGAAUAGCUCAGUUAAAAAUGGAGCGAUUGCUUAUUUAAAGUAUUUAUAAAAUUCCCCAGUUAUCCCGUCAUUACCUGGGGCUUUGUUGUCCUUGAGGGAGUCGAUGCAUUUUUGUACCUCUGUUAUUGUUAUUUUUUGAUCACACGUUACAUGGAGGUCAUCAUCUAUUCUUCUAAUAUUUGGUUGUAUGGUCUGAAGAAAUAGUGAUAUUUUAUCUUCAUUUAACAGGUCAGUCAUAUACAGCUUUUCAUAAAAGCGUGCAACAUAUUUUCACACACAGCGUCAUGAAUUUAAGUUUGCAGAGAGAAGACAUUUCGGAAUUCCUUUUUUCUAGAUUAAAGAAAUAUUUGGUGCAUUUUUCCCCUUGUUCAAGCCAUUUCCUCCUGGAUUUAGGGUUUUUUCGUGUGUGUUUAAUUUUCUGUCCCACACUCCAGUCCAGUAGGUGGCGGUAGUGCAACGUUAAGUUGGUUUGCCGCCAAUAAAACGAAGAAGAAGAAGGAGGAAGUUGUCCUCUUUAUUCCGUCAUAGGGGAACAAAAUGGCGCUGCCCGUGAGGAGGACGGUGGCGGCUCUUUUCAGACCAACAUGCAGCAGUUUAAAGGUAAUUAAGAAUAAAAGGUUUACGGACAUUCAGGGUCGAUCUGUGGUUUUUAUGUUUGACCAUAAAGAUCAUUUUAAUCACUAACAUUCAGACCCGGUCCACAAAGACCCGGACUGAGAAGAUUUCUGGACCUGGUUCCGUUUGUCUGUUUGAGGCAAAUUUAGUUUUUUAACAACAUUAAAUCUUCUGUAGACUGAUGUAUAUAAAUAAACUUUAAUUAGUGAAGUUUGACCCUCCUGAUCUUCUGAACUUUAGUCCUUUAAACCUGCAGACACUUUGAUGAAGGUGAAGAUCAUCUUCAGACCUCCUUCAUGGUCUGAUCUUCAUGGACCUUCAUGGUCUGGUCUUCAUGGUGGUCUUCAGCAGAAACUGUCUCUUUAUUUCUGUAGAGCAGACCGACCCUCCGUCCUGUUUGAUGGUAGAGAACUGAAAAACUCUCCUCCAUCCUUUACUCCUUUCCUCCAUCCUUCUCCUCCUUUCCUUCUCUUCUCCAACACCUCCUCUUCUCCUCCUCUUCCUCCUUCUAAAGAACUUGGAGGCGGUCCUGGAUGUGCGUCACCCUGGCCCCCUUUACCUUCCGGUCCGGACCAAGAAGCGGUUCUUUAUACCUCCAGCAGUGGGAACCAAAGUAGACAACCAGGACAACCAGGAGGACCCGGAGGCGAUGGCGAGGGCGGCGGGGAUCGUCUUCAGACAGGAGUACAUGGAGAGGCCCAUCAACAUCUCCUCCUCAGGUGUGGACGUCCCUCUAACGUGUCUCAGUUCGGCUGAUUUUCCCCUCAAACCUUCGAUCUCUGAACUGUCCUCUUUUACAAAAACUCAGAUUUCUCCUCCUUUAACAUUAAAACUGUUUUAGAGCCUCUUCGUUUUUUUACACUUUGGACUUUGUGGCCAAAAAAAAGAGACGAACAGUUUUCUGUGGAUUUCCUUUAAAUGGAUUAAACUGGAGGUAGCUACAGGUGGGUUGGUAGGUUGGUUGGGUGGUUGGUUGGUUGGGUGGUUGGUUGUUGGUUGUUGGUUGGUAGGUUGGUAGGUUGGUAGGUAAUCCCAGAGGGAAAUUCUAAAACAGUGAUAAUAACAGAGGAGCAGAAUAGUCUCGACUCCAGCACGUCCAAAACUCCAGUUUCAGACGACCACACCUGCCGUCAUGUUCUGAGUAAUCCAAGUUUAAAGGAAGUGUAUAAGAGUCCUCUCACCUUUAUAUUCCUGUGUGUUUAUCAGCGGGAGUCUUUGACCCGUACAUCCCUCCAGAGGGCGACGCUCGGCUCUCCAGUCUGUCUAAAGAAGGCCUGAAACAACGAACUGAGCAGAUCCGACAGACGGCUGCGUCACAGCUCGCGUAAGCUCCUUUCUUUUCUUUUUCUGAGUCCAAUUCAUCACGUUCCUGUCCGUUAAAAAAAAACUGACUGUGUCUCUUCUUCUGCUGUUUCUCUCAGGAUUCGGAAAAUCAAGGAGCACGACCCGGAGUUCACCACGAAAGGUUUUGCAGAGAAAGCUCAGGAGAUUUUUAUCGAGGCGCACAACGCCCUGACACAGUAAGAGAAUGACCGGACAGCGCCGCCUUUACUAACCUGCUCUCCCGCUUUUUCACCUGAAGAUCAAACAGAUCUUCACCAACCAGAUCUCAUAAAUAAUCCCUGUUUUCAUUGAGUCAGGGCUGGACGUCUGUAACUCUCUCCUCUCUGGUCUGAAUCAGAAAUCACUCUCCCUCCUCAGACCAGUCCAGACCGCAGCAGCUUUUAACUUUGAACUUUUUAGUCGACGGCGUCACAUCACUCCAGUUUUGACCUCCCUUCACUGUCAGUUUGAGAAUUGAUUUUAAGAUUUAUUGAUUACUUUUAAAGCGCUCAGAGGACUCUCUCCAAGCUCCAUUUCAGAGUUUUUACUCCCAUAUGAGGCAGGUGGGGUGGUCUACAGCAGCGGAGGGGGUCCAUCUUCUUACCGAUGAAGAUUCAGACUUGGUCCAACAGCUGGAGCGGACGUCCUUCACUGAUUUAGGACAGCCGCUCAAAUGUUAAUCAAUCCAAACUUUAUUGAUAAAGCUCCUUUGAUCCAAUCAUGUCACAGAGUUCUUUAGAGUUUGUUGAGGGUUUUAUUUUCCAGCUGAGAUGAACGUCUUCAUGGUUUCGUUUAAGAGAAGAAUAAAAAUCUGUGUUUUGUUUUUCAGCUUCAACAAAGAGCAGCUUCACUCUUUGGUGACGGAGCGCUGUUAUCCCGUGAGUUCCCCCUCUGCACUUUUGAACAUGGCUUCAGUUUCACAGAUCCACCCUAUCUUAACCUUCUCAUCCCUCUCUGUGCUGUUUUCAGGAAAUGACUCGAGGGAACCGCUAUAAGACCAUCCGUUGGAGGUUUGUCGAGUCUCUGGAGCCGCCCAAAGUGGUCCACGCCCGCUGCCCUGACAUGGUCAGCAAAGGCAACCUGUACGGUCAGGUGACGGUCCGCAUGCACUCCAAACAGGUACCUGAGUGUGAACUGAGUUAUAAAAAACCCUCAAAACUUUCCUUUUGAUCCUCCUCAGAUUCUUUUUAAAAAGAAAAAAAAACACCUGCUUUUGCUUUUGUUUAACUAAUAACCUGUUUUUAUUUUUCUUUACUGUGAAAUUUCUCUGCUUUUAAGAUGAGGCUCUUUGAGGUCGCUUGAUGUACAGAGCAAUACUUAUAAAAUGUAUAGUUGUUAUUACUACUGUUAUUGUUAUUGUUGUUGUUGUUGUUGUUAUCAUUAUUAUUAUUUUUAUUGUUGUUGUAGUUGUUAAUAGUAUUUAUUUUAUUAUUAUUAUUAUAAAUAUUAUUAUUAUGAAUAAUAAUAUUUAUAAUAAUAAUAAUAAAAUAAAUAAUAUUAACAACAACAAUAAUAAUAAUAAUUAUUAUUAUUCAUUAUUAUUAUUAUUAUUAUUAUUAUUAUUAUUAUUAUUGUUGUUAAUAUUAUUUAUUAAUAUUAUUUAUUUUUAUUAUUAUUAUUAUUAUAAAUAUUAUUAUUAAUUAUAAUAAUAAUCAUUAUUAUUGUUAUUAUUAUUAUUCCUGACUUUCCUCUCAUCGUUAGUUUUCCACUCAAGUUUCUUCUGGUCUCUUGAGUUUGUCUGUAAAACUGAUCUGGGUUUUGAAUCGGUCUGUAUCAGACCGGACUGGACCUGAAGAACCUGCUGGGACGAUGGUCCUGUAAACAUCAGGGUGACUGAACGAACGCUCGCUCUGUUUCAGACUCUGGCCGUCUACGAUCGCUUCGGGAGGCUGAUGCUGGGCAGCGAGGAUCAGCCCAAGGAUGUCCUGGAGUACCUGGUCUUAGAGCGCCAUCUUGUCAACCCCUACGGCCGGUGGAGGUUACACGGGAAGAUAGUGCCGUCCUGGGCUCCGGCCAAAGACCCCAUCAUCAAGGUGACCCUGGACUGGACUCACAGCUUUCAUUUAACACAGCUGGUAUUAAGAAGACGACUUUGUUUAAAGAAAGAGGGCCGAGGAGCGUGUUCUGGACUCCUCCUCAGUAUUUGAACCCGAGUCCUGUAACCUCCUCACUGUUCAGAUGAAGCUUUAAAUGCUGCUGAGCACAAAGAGGGAAAAACUCUUCCUCCUGUCGCUCCAGAGGGGAGCUGUAGACCUCACCUGAUCCUUCAGAAGGGUACAGACCUCAGAUCCUUGUCUCAGUUUGAAGCAGCCGGUCUCUUGAGUUGGUGACUGUUUCACGUCCUCUCACCUCCUCUUCUUCUCUCCUGAUCAUCAACAGGACCAGAACUAACCGUAAAAACACAGACCCUGUUUGAGAAUCACUGCUGUGGUUUGACCCAUGUUCCAUCGGUUCACAUGGAGGAGGCAGCAGCCUGUCAGCAGAGAGCAGGGUCGUGUCUGACAGUCUGUGGUGAUGAUGAUGACAGAUGUUUGUAUAAGCAGCUGUGAUCUACUGACCUUUAACCUGAUCGAACCUGAAGACAUGAACUUCAGCAGUCAUGUGACACAGGUGUAGAUGUUACCUGCACAGACAGCUGGAGCGGGGACGUCCUUCAGCUCUGAUGACUGUACCUGUCACUGAAGAGACACUAUGUCACUAUCUAUCUCUCUAUCUAUCUAUAUAUCUAUCUAUCUAUAUCUCUAUCUAUCUAUAUAUCUAUCUAUCUAUAUCUCUAUCUAUCUCUCUAUCUCUCUCUAUCUAUCUAUCUCUCUCUCUCUCUCUCUCUCUCUCUCUCUCUCUCUCUGUCUCUGUCUCUGUCUCUGUCUCUGUCUCUGUCUCUGUCUCUCUCUCUCUCUCUCUCUCUCUCUCUCUCUCUCUCUCUGUCUUUCUGGAGGUGCCUGUAAAAGCGCUCGUGUUCUCCUCGUCUGUGAGAAGAAGCUUUUGGACCUCGAACAUCAGAGUUCAGGAGUUGUGAUGUUUCUGGUUCUGCUCUGUUUGUCUGAUGUUAAAGGAAACUGUGAGCAUCUAUAUGAAACCGGUUCAGCUGUGAUCUAGUGUUUUCAGUUCUGUUUUUACCGUCACUCCUCCCCUCUCUUGUUUCUGAUGGUUUCUCUCUCUCUUUAGAUAAAACGUCAGAGUUUCUUUUCGUGUUCAUUAGAAUCUGUUUCUCUAAAUCUUCUCUCUCUUCUUCAGACUGUCAUGAUUCCUGGUCCAGAUCUGAAGCCGUGGGAAGAGUUUGACGCCGUCGGCUAUCAAGUUCCUAAACCGGAGGCUGUUCAGUGGAAUAAAUAGACCACCAGGAGGCGCUGCUGUUUGCAUCAAUCCAUAAUCAGACUUUGAGCCAAACAGAGUUUAAAUGUUGGCUGUGGCAGGUCAGUUCGUCUCCUCUGGAGGUUCUUCUCUGCUGUAAAAUGCUGCUGUCUGUGGAGACGCUGGAGCAGCAGGUGAGUUUGAGGAAGAACAAACCUGUCACUGUCACCGCUGCAGGUAACGGAUGAUCCUAAACGCUCUUUUCAUGGCCUCAGAUGUCCCUUUUCCUCACAGUUUCAUGAGAAUAACUUAAAGUGCAAAUGUGAAAAAUAAAUGUACAGAUCAGGAGAAAGUGUCUGGUUUAUUUCUCUGAUGGAGCAGCUGCACGUUGACCUCAGGAGAUACAAAAAUAACGUGUCCCAUCUGCUUCUCCUCACUAAUACUUUUCAUAAUCUGAAUAAUCUCGUACAGAAGACAUAAAAACUUGAAAACAGCUGAUUUCUGAUGUAAACCAAAGAAAUGUGUGACAACAAUAUUCAUAACAAGACAUGUUACAGGACACUCGAUCAAACAAAAGAACACAAACAUGCAAACGGUACCACAAAACCAGAUCAUCCAGCUGACAGAGAAGCUGGGGCAGUUUUUCACCACAAAGAAACAAGCUGGACUUCUGAGAUCACAACGUUCAGGCGCAGAGACGUGACCUUACACCGAUACAGGAACCAUUAACACUGCAUUCCUAUUGGACAAACACAGAACGCUCUUCUUUAUCAGAGCCGCCCUUCCUGUCUCUGACGGACUUCAGAUAUUCGGGGCUGAAAAAUAACUAAUGAGACGUCUUUGUAAUUUGAGAUGUUGUUCCUCAAAUAUUUGAUAUUACAGACAAAUGCGUGACUCACAACUGCAGCGAACUCUGAUGUGAAACUCGGGGUAUUUUAGUCGCUGUAUAUAUUUAAACCCUUUAAAGGUGUUGUAGUCUGGAUCUGAGGAGGUUCCAGUUUUUAGGAGAAAUCUUGAAUGUAAACUCUACCCCUCACAACCAGUUCUCCCCUCAGCUCCUCCUCUCCCCUCAAGCCCCGCCCACAAACAGACGCUCCUGCUCGCUCGUAUCGUUCCAGUUAAAUUCAGAUAUAAUGCAGAUCAAUACUUCAGAUCAUUACAAAUGGGGCCCAGUCAUGGUGAAAGUCAAAAGCAUUGGUGCUACUGUAGAUGCCAACAGACUACCAGCAAACACAAUGUUUGCAGGACUUCUACAACGAGGAUAAAGUGACAUAGUCCAGGACCCGAGGGAGGACAGUUUAGCGAUGGCGCUACAACACGCUACAGCAGGUCCGUUUGACAAGAAACACUUCUGUUACAGACACUUGUCUUACUUUGUUAAAGCGGUUUACCUGUCCAGCAGAAAGGUUACAGGGUCACCAAGAUCCCCAAGCGUCCCCCAUGGUUUAUGUUGACCCGGCUUUUUAGCUCUUGUCCGGUCUACCUCCGUUUUAAGCGCCCGUUAUUCCUCCAGAGUCUCCGGUAUUUACUUUGUUUUCUUGCUUGUGUCGGCAGUCGUGGCCAAAGGAGGAUUCAGACAAUUUUCCGAA
Messenger RNA from Xyrichtys novacula (pearly razorfish), 12733 nucleotides. NCBI's taxonomy places the organism in Eukaryota, Metazoa, Chordata, Actinopteri, Labriformes, Labridae. The record is from the annotation of a GenBank genome assembly.